CYACUAUACUAUGCUCUUUUUUUUCUUUUCCUCCUUCUCUCUAUAGGAGAUAUUUUAAACCUGCAGGUGUAUUACCCCUGGGAGUUCCUUUCCAGCUCUCCUUGCAGAACAGUUGUUUUCCCAUUAAUGACCUCUGGAGUUACCUACUGGGUGAUCAAGUGUUUGCAGCAGCUGGACUUAUGGUCAGGUUGCAUCAACAGCUACACCCUUCUUGUAUCACCUCGCCUGCUCUUUACAAUCUUUUCUUUCAUACUUGACUACAGUGUGUAUCAAUUAGCUCCUUUCUGGGAAGCAGAUCCAUGGAAAGCGCUGGUACUUCUUGCUGGAUCCUAUGUCACACUGGUGUUUUAUACGAGGACUUUUGCCAAUGCGCUCGAAGGACUUCUGUUUGCUCUUCUGAUGCUUCUGGUUUCCUCAAGAAGGUCUGGUGGCAGCUCARAAGGGCCGACAAGUAGCUGCCUUAUAGCAAUUGUAACUGUGGCUGGGUUUUUCAACAGGCCAACUUUUCUAGCAUUUGCUCUCAUGCCGCUGCUGUACUGGGUGGCUUUAAAUACUGACUCUCCGAGGAGCCUUAGAACUAGCAUAAACUGCUUCCUGAAGCUAGUCCCGUGUGCUUGCUUUACUGCUGCCUUUUUCAUAAUGGCUGACACUUGGUAUUUUACCUCCAUGAGAUUAGACAACAUCUAUGGGUUUGAAAAUAAAAGUCUAUUUGAUAUAAUAGCUCAGUUAAGUCAGAAAAUAAUAGUGACCCCUCUAAAUUUUCUCCGCUAUAAUCUUAAUCCUUGUAAUCUUGCACAACAUGGAAAUCACCCACGAGUUACACAUUUUGUGGUCAAUGGGAUAAUGCUCUUUGGGAUCCUCCAUAUUCUGGCCAUUGGUGCUGGUUUUAAGAUGUUAAAGAAAUAUAUCUACAUAUUACCACAGGUCAAGUCCUAUUACCAUGGGUCAUCUAGGAUAUUGGUGCAUUCUGAUGGAAACUCAAUGUUGUUGUUGUUUUACUUCUUUCCUUUGGCAUUUCUCUCCCUCUUCAGUCACCAAGAACCUCGAUUUCUCCUUCCUCUCAUCUUACCAUUAGUCCUGUUCAGCGCAUCACAGAACAGAGCGGUGAGGUGGAAACCUGUCAUUGUUGUUUUCAAUGUUCUUGGGGCUCUGCUGUUUGGGUGCUUACACCAGGGAGGACUCAUCCCAUGCUUGUUUCACCUGGAGCAGCUCAUGCAUUCUCCAGAUUCCUCAAACCAUCCAGGACACUAUAUUCUCCUCUUUGCACACACCUACAUGCCUCCGAGGUCUCUGCUCAAUAUCAAGAAGGGAGAUACAAAUAUAGAAGUAAUUGAUCUGGCUGGGUCUGAGGAAGAAACUCUCUGCCAAACAGUAGGACUGCGAGCCAACAAUUUUACCUGCAGUGAUUGCCAUUUUUUUGUUAUAAUCCCCGGUACAGUCAGAUCCACAAUUACAAAAUGUGGUGUCUCAUUCAAGAAUGAGACUUUAAUAUUUCCACACUUAUCCAUGGAAGAUCCUCCCCAACUAUCCUUUCUAUUUAGUGAAAAUUGGAGAAGCCAGUUAGGACUGUACAUCUUCCAACUAGACAGAGCUCAACAGAAUCUCUAGACUUCAAGAGAGAACUACAUUCUAGCUUUUUGCUUCACUUUGGCUCUGUCCAAAAGUGCUAUGAGAUCUUUCUCUUCACAAACCCACGCUCAYGUUGUGAGCUCCCCUUAUUGUCUUUAUUCCUUUUCUUCUUGCUCUUAAUAUUCAUCAGUGUUGUCAGUUCUGGGUGGAACCUGCUUAAAAUCUGAGGGUCACUCAGUUCUUGUGAAAUCUUAUGAAUUUGUGUAGCUUUCCUAAUGAAAGAGGAAGUCAGAACUCACCAAAACAUUGCUUUGAGCUCAGUUCUCUCCAUGCAACUGUACUUUUGUAUAUCUUAAAUUCUCUGCUAGAGGGUUUAUGGUUGUGUUUUUGUUGAAAAUUUGCAUUGACUAAGCUGCUGAAGAGAGGACUCCAAACGAGAUGGAAGUUGCUCUAACCCAAAGUGUUGUACUUUUAGGCUCUUAAAAAAAUUAGAGCCUCUCUCAGUUGUUAGUGACUGCAGUCACAAUGUACCAGCAGUACUGAAGUAUUGUCUGAUGCGACCCUUGGGUGGCCCUUUUCAAGAAAGUCCCUGGUGUUAAUCUAAUAGAAUUUGAUUUGGAAUGGAAUAAACUUUAGCAUAGGCACUUGUGAUAAAUUCUUAAAUCUGAAAAGCUUUUUUGCCUGGUGAAUGUUCAUUGCUCCAGUUCCCUUCUUGUGGACACCAGUAUCAUGCAUUGCAAGCUGAGGCUGCUGGUUCAGAGUAGGAGACCUGUGCUGCAGCUGCUGCAGAUGGAGCAGUGCCUCCCUUUCACACUCCACCAUGCACUGCUCUCUGCUUUUCAUAGCCCUGCCAUCAGCAAUGGUGCACGUGUGUCCUUGMAGCGAGCUGGGUUAAUGAGCUAAGCAGACAGAAAACGUAGAGGAUUUGAUCUU
Nothoprocta perdicaria is the source of this 2502-nucleotide messenger RNA. RefSeq names its product phosphatidylinositol glycan anchor biosynthesis class Z (gene PIGZ). The record is from RefSeq and is a predicted model, not a curated record. The annotation marks the transcript as partial. Gene Ontology annotation, cellular component: endoplasmic reticulum membrane. Lineage: Eukaryota; Metazoa; Chordata; Aves; Tinamiformes; Tinamidae. Gene Ontology annotation, molecular function: alpha-1,2-mannosyltransferase activity. Gene Ontology annotation, biological process: GPI anchor biosynthetic process. The transcript has a single exon.